CACCUGGCCCCGUCGGAGGGCUGCCCCUCAUGGCCGAAGUGAAGGUCAAGGUACAGCCGCCUGAUGCGGACCCGGUUGAAAUAGAAAACAGGAUUAUAGAAUUAUGCCACCAGUUCCCUCAUGGAAUUACAGACCAAGUAAUUCAAAAUGAAAUGCCUCAUAUAGAAGCCCAACAACGAGCUGUGGCCAUCAAUAGACUAUUGUCCAUGGGUCAGUUGGACCUUUUAAGGAGCAGUACAGGUCUCCUGUAUAGAAUAAAGGAUUCUCAGAAUGCUGGUAAAAUGAAAGGAUCAGAUAACCAAGAAAAACUAGUAUAUCAAAUAAUAGAGGAUGCUGGAAACAAAGGAAUAUGGAGCCGAGAUAUCCGAUACAAAAGUAAUUUGCCAUUAACAGAGAUUAACAAAAUCCUAAAGAAUUUGGAAAGUAAAAAGCUUAUCAAAGCUGUUAAGUCUGUGGCCGCCUCAAAAAAAAAGGUAUAUAUGCUGUAUAACUUGCAGUCAGACCGUUCUGUAACUGGUGGAGCUUGGUACAGUGACCAAGAUUUUGAAUCUGAAUUUGUGGAAGUGCUUAACCAACAGUGUUUUAAAUUCCUUCAAUCCAAGGCAGAAACAGCACGAGAAAGCAAACAGAAUCCAAUGAUCCAAAGAAAUAGUUCGUUUGCCUCGUCUCAUGAAGUUUGGAAAUAUAUCUGUGAAUUAGGGAUCAGUAAGGUAGAGUUGUCCAUGGAGGAUAUUGAAACCAUCUUGAAUACAUUCAUCUAUGAUGGGAAAGUGGAGAUGACUAUCAUUGCUGCGAAAGAAGGCACGGUUGGCAGUAUUGAUGGACACAUGAAACUGUACAGGGCAGUCAAUCCAAUUAUCCCUCCCACAGGUUUGGUCCGAGCUCCCUGUGGACUCUGCCCAGUUUUUGAUGACUGCCAUGAAGGUGGUGAAAUUUCACCAUCAAAUUGUAUUUAUAUGACAGAGUGGCUUGAAUUUUAAUGGGAUUCAUUAAAUUCCAUGGCAUUUUACAAAUGAAGUUACUUUGGAAGAAAAUAAUUUGACUCAUGAUGGAUCACCAAAUUCCCUGGGAGCAAACUAUAGUAUUGGAUAUCCGAUUUGCUGCUAUGAAGAAUGGUCUUUGUUUAAAAUCUACCAAGACUAAAUUUUAUAUUGGUAGAAUAACCAAUAGUAAUGGGCAGGUAA
Molecule: messenger RNA, 1184 nt
Organism: Sorex fumeus (smoky shrew)
Lineage: Eukaryota; Metazoa; Chordata; Mammalia; Eulipotyphla; Soricidae
Product: DNA-directed RNA polymerase III subunit RPC6-like
Exons: 1
Coding region: 30-980 (316 amino acids)
Biological process (GO): transcription by RNA polymerase III
Cellular component (GO): RNA polymerase III complex
Source: RefSeq, a predicted model, not a curated record